This is a messenger RNA of Culex quinquefasciatus (southern house mosquito), 1330 nucleotides long. It is a transcript of the gene Rpi, whose product is annotated as ribose-5-phosphate isomerase. Bases 102 to 920 code for a protein of 272 amino acids. The record is from RefSeq and is a predicted model, not a curated record. The transcript is spliced from 2 exons. Gene Ontology annotation, molecular function: ribose-5-phosphate isomerase activity. Gene Ontology annotation, biological process: pentose-phosphate shunt, non-oxidative branch; D-ribose metabolic process. Lineage: Eukaryota; Metazoa; Arthropoda; Insecta; Diptera; Culicidae. Gene Ontology annotation, cellular component: intracellular membrane-bounded organelle.
CAAGAAGUUUUGUGUUGUACACAAGCACAUGGCAUAAAACAACUUGCACUUUCAUUUUGCAUUUUGAUUUACAUACCCUUACACCGAAAAUUCGCGGUUCCAUGUUGAGGCAGCUAUUAAUCGCUCCUGUUGGUUCGACGAUAGCUAAAAGUUACAUAAACUGCUCCAGCAAACAAGUUUUCAAGUGCUUCUCAACAUCAUCCCGCUCUGCGAUGUCUCUGGAGCAGGCCAAGAAGAUUGCCGCGUUCAAGGCGGUCGACGAGUACGUCCGGAACGACACGGUGGUGGGCGUCGGAAGUGGUUCCACCGUGGUGUACGCCGUCCAGCGGUUGGCCGAACGGGUUAAGGCUGAGGGGCUGCGGUUGGUGUGCAUUCCGACGAGCUUCCAGGCGAGGCAGCUGAUUAUUGACGCCGGGCUGGUGUUGGGAGAUCUGGAGCAGAACCCGCGUAUUGACUGUGCGAUUGACGGGGCGGACGAGGUGGACGCGGACAUGGUGCUGAUCAAGGGCGGUGGCGGAUGUUUGCUGCAGGAAAAGAUCGUGGCUUCGUGCGCCGCCCAGCUGAUUGUGAUCGCGGACUACACGAAGGACUCCAAGCGGCUCGGCGAGCAGUACAAAAAGGGAAUCCCCGUCGAGGUCGUCCCGAUGGCGUACGUGCCCAUCCGGGAUCGCAUCGCGGCCAAGUUCGGUGGAAAGUUGCAGCUGCGGAUGGCCGUUGCCAAGGCCGGUCCGGUCGUAACGGACAACGGAAACUUUAUCCUCGACUGGCACUUCCCCGACACGAUCGUGAACGGGUGGGACGAAAUCAACCGGGACAUUAUGAUGAUCCCGGGGGUGGUGGAGACGGGACUGUUUGUCAAAAUGGCCACCAAAGCGUACUUUGGACUGGCGGAUGGAUCGGUCAUCGAACGAAGUGCCUAAACUCUCCCAGGAUCGUAUACAAUUCUCACUCAAAGUUUAUUUUCCACGAUUUCGUGUAUGUCUUUUUGUUUUUCAACUUACUUUUUCGCACUAUCCUCAAUAAAUAUAUGUAACAAAAGCGAAAGCGAAAACAAAAUUAACAGCCAAUGAUGACUCGAAGAGAAGAAUAUGGCGCCGAGGAGGGAAAUGGGUUGAUGAACAGGUAGAUCGUAGUAAGAAUCUAAAAUGCCUUCUUGUUGCGCUCCGGCAGCAGCGAUUCCUUAGCGUAGUUGAAGAGCGAAAGCAGACCGAGCUUCUUCCGGCUGGAGAAGUAGUUUGUCACGAUGUCGUUGUCACCUGGGGUACGAGAUAAGAAUGAAAUUAUUAUUUAAUAUGGAAAUAUUAAUCAUCAAUGCAAAAUUUCAGAGAAU